This is a messenger RNA of Dendrobium catenatum, 2141 nucleotides long. RefSeq lists its product as uncharacterized. The record is from RefSeq and is a predicted model, not a curated record. NCBI's taxonomy places the organism in Eukaryota, Viridiplantae, Streptophyta, Magnoliopsida, Asparagales, Orchidaceae. The coding region runs from base 169 to 1914 and encodes 581 amino acids. The transcript has 9 exons.
AUCCAGUUUUCCCACUCUCCUGGCGUCCGCUUCAGCUACAAAGCAGAAGGUUCCUCCGCUCGCUGGCAUCGUAUUCCUCCUUUUCUUUUCGUCUUCCCUCCGCUGCUUUUGGAGGUAGCUCGCCGGAGUGUUUUUGCGGCUUAAGCGUGUGACAUUUUUGUUUGGGUAAUGUUGGAAAUUGGCCUCGCUGAGAGCAAAGACUCAUCACUCGAAUCCGCUUUGGGGGACAAUUGUGUAAAUUCAAUCAACGAUGUGAACCAGACAUUGUACAAUCUUAUUCCGGGAUCACGGGGUGGCAUUCCUUCCGCCAGCCCAAAUGAGGAGACUAUUGAAGUUGGCCAUUUACUUGUACCACCUCAUGUUACUAGAGCAUUAGAUGAAGAUCCCAUGUACUUGAGCUCAAAAAGUUUGGAAAAUUGUUUAAAUGUGGGAGGAACUCCAUGCAGUGACGGGUACUAUGACCAGGGAAAUGAUUAUGGCAUCUUGGUUGCUGAUGCUGAACAAGUAGAGAUUCAGGCAUUAAAGUAUGAAUUCAUGUUGCAAGAACCUGAAGAGAAUGAGAAUCCUCAUAUUACAUGCAAUCUUUCAUGUGACUGCUCUGAUUAUCUUCUGGAGGCUGUCUCUGCUGAAACUUUCAUGGAUUAUCCAUCAAAUAGUGAAGCAACUGUUAGAAAUAUGGAAUACACAAGUCAGGUGCAGUGCAUGGACAGAGAUGUUGAUGAGGUUAAGCCUGACUAUAUUGCCAGAACAUUCGCCAUUGCCACAUUGGACCACUCAACUGGUGCCCCAGAUUCUACAAAAUUUCUAAGUCAUGAUACCUUACACGGUACAUUUUUUCAAAAUGCCUCUUUAGAGGCCCAAAAAUGGCUCAAGCAUGAAUUAUUAUUAUUUGACCAGCAGAAUUUAACUGAAUUGGGUAAUGUGUGUGACCAAAUGGAUAGUGCAUUUCUCUCAAGCGAAAAUGAAGAUGAUAUGAUUUUAAUUCCUGGAAAUGAAAUACCUGAGAGAGUUUUUAGUUCUUUUGUAAGCUUGCCACACACUGGUGCUUUGGUGUCCAGUGCAGCAAAGAAUGAACUUCCAUAUAGGGACGGACAAGCUGCUCUUGACUGUCGAGGACAAGAAAUUUUAGGAACAACAAAUGAUUCAAUGAUGACUACCAAGAGAUUAAGGAAGCCUACUCGAAGAUACAUUGAGGAAUCAUCAGAAACCAAACCCAGGAGCUCCUACGACAGACUCAAAACAUCUCUCAUUAGCUCCAAAGAAAAGCUUCUUCAUGCAAGAGCGGCAGGGAAGUGUCGCUGGAGUGGUGCAGUGCAACUACUUUAUCAAGAUUAUCCUGGUAGGGUGCAUUCUUUGAGAGGUUUCCGUAGAAAAAGAACCAAACAAUUGGAGAAUGAUGGCAAGGGAUAUAAUUUGACUCCAGAAUCUGCAAAAAUCUCAUGCUUUCAAGACUCUGAACUGCAAGAUGAUCCAUCUGAUGAGCACCCUACAAGAGUUCAUAAACGAAGGAAGCAUCACAGGCAGUGGACACAUUCUGAAGUUGCUAAACUUGUUGAUGGUGUUUCUCAGUAUGGAGUCGGCAGAUGGACUGAAAUAAAGAGAUUGUUUUUCUCAACUUCUUCUUAUAGAACUGCUGUGGAUCUCAAGGAUAAAUGGAGAAAUCUCUUGAGGGCCAGUCUUGCAGAUCCAGCUAACAAGAACCUGGUUGAGCCACAGAAGAAACAUGCUUCUGCUCCCAUGCCCGAAUCAAUUCUGCAGCGAGUAAGAGAACUUUCUAUUAUUCACCCUUAUCCCAGGAGCCAGAAAUCGACAAUUACAGAUCUGCCCAUCCUUCCUCCACCCACUUCAUUAACUAAUACUGAAGAUGCUCUCAAUCGAAGCGGCAGAAUUCUGCACAGGCUGAGUUUUUCUUAGUCGUCUACCAAAUGUAAAUACCACAUGUGGUUCUUGUGCAUAUAUGCUCGCCUAUACAGCACCAAAUUUUCUGCAAUUUUGCACCAAUAUGUGCAUUUUUUUCUGGCUAAAGCCUUUAGGUUUCUCUGUUUCAUUUGAAGCUGAUUGAUCACUUGGAACCUAUUAAAUUCGAUGGAUUGCAGCUGUAAUUAUGCUACGGCCAUUUUUUUCCUGUGGCUAUUAUUUCA